AUGGGCAAAAGAGGUGGCAGAAAGUUUACUCGUGGAGGUCGUGGAGGCGGCGGCGGCGGCGGCCGUCGCAGCAACAACUGGCAGGACAUUAGCCGGAACAAUGCGAAGAUGGAGCGCUACUACUCUGAGUCUGGGAUUAUCCCUGAGGAAGACCUGGAGACAUUUUGGGACUAUAUGCGCCGGGAUCUUCCAAACAGCUUCCGCUUCACUGGUUCGCGCGGACAUGCGCUUGCUGUUCAGGAACGUCUCAAAGAAUUCUACAUCCCCGAAAUCACUUCUAUCAAGUAUGAGGACGAAUUCGUCGAGCCUCCUCUCAUUCGCCGCUUCGCUCCCUUCGCCAACUUCCAGAAGUUCCUCGUUGCAGAGACCGAUGUCGGAAACAUCAGUCGCCAGGAGAUCGUCAGCAUGAUUCCUCCUCUCGUUAUCGAUGUUCGCCCCGGAAUGACUGUUCUGGACAUGUGCGCUGCACCUGGAAGCAAGUCUGCUCAGCUGAUGGAAUUGAUCCAUGCUGGCGAGGAAGACUCCAUUAUGGAUGCUGCUAAGAAGAUCAAGGAAGGCACUGCCGGACCCGAGCCCUUGGGCCCUGAAGGCGACUACAAGCGUGCUCACAUGUUGAUUCACCAGAUGAAGCGUCUCGCCUCGCCCAAUCUGAUUGUUACCAACCACGAUGCCACCAUGUACCCGUCGAUCAAGCUUCCUUCUCUUGAUGGCAAGAAGAACCGAUACUUGAAAUUUGACCGAAUUCUUGCCGAUGUUCCUUGCUCCGGUGAUGGAACUGCUCGCAAGAAUUAUGGUGUCUGGAAGGACUGGAACCCUGCUAAUGCUAUUGGUCUUCACGUCACCCAGGCCCGUAUCUUGGUCCGCGCGCUUCAGAUGCUGAAGGUUGGUGGACGUGUAGUCUACUCUACUUGCAGUAUUAACCCUGUUGAGAACGAGGCUGUUGUCGCUGCUGCGAUUGCUCGCUGUGGUGGCUCUGCCAAUGUUAAGAUCAUUGACUGCAGCCAAGAGCUGCCCGGCCUCAAGCGGGCUCCUGGACUUCGCAACUGGAAGGUGAUGGACCGUGAAGGUCGUAUGUGGGACAGCUGGAAGGAGGUCCAAGAGCACAUUGAGAAGGAGGGAACCACCGGUCUCGCCAGAUUCUCCGAGGGCAUGUUCCCGCAAACCGGAGAGCAUGCCGAUCUCCCACUCGAGCGCUGCAUGCGUGUCUAUCCCCACAUGCAGGAUACUGGCGGUUUCUUUAUCACUGUCAUUGAGAAAACUUCCGAGAUCCGCGCCAAGCCGGAGGACACCACCAACACUGUCCCGAAGGCCUCGGUUGCGGCUCUUGCCUCAGAGCUGGAUGCUCGCAAGAACAGCAAUGGAGAGCCUUACCAGAAGCUGGAGACCUUGGACGAUCUUGUCGUUCCCGACGCUGAGGCCGACGCCGAAAUCGCGAAGAACGCCUCUGUCGCUGAAGCCGCUCACCAGCUUCCAUACUCGGCUACUCUUGAUGCUACCGAGGCUACCAAGCGUGAUGCUGAUGACCUGGAGGAUGAGCUUCCCGCCAAGCGAACCAAGCUUGACAAUGGUAGUGAAGUGCUGAUUGGUGACCGUCCGGUCCACCAACCUGCGCCAUCAGUGGCAACGGAGCACUUUGACACUCCAAGUGAUAGCACCCCUGUCACAACUGCGACUCCUUCGCAGCCCGUUUCGGGCUCUGAGUUCCCCAAGAAGAAGAACAAGAUCGUCCAGGAGGAGCCGUUCAAGUACCUUGAUGGCAAUCACCCAGAGCUCGAGCCUAUCUACAAGUUCUACGAGGUGUCGGAGCGUUUCCCCAAGGACCGUUUCAUGGUACGCAACGCCGAGGGCACCCCGACAAGAACUGUCUACUAUACCAGUGCUCUUGCCCGCGACAUUCUUACUAUGAAUGAGGGAGGCGGCAUGAAGUUUGUUCACUGUGGUGUGAAGAUGUUUGUGAAGCAGGACGCUCAGCGGGAGAAUGUCUGCCGCUGGCGCAUCCAGACCGAUGGUCUGAAGAUCAUCUCACCCUUCCUGGGCCCUGCCCGCGCCGUGGUUCUUACCGAGCGCGAGACUCUGCGCACACUCCUUGUGGAGAUGUUCCCCAGAAUUGAUAAUGACGGCUGGAAGAAGCUGGGCGAGAUUGGCGAGCGUGUCAAGGAUAUUCCCAUGGGCUGUAGCAUCUUGCACAUUGAGCCCAACGGAAAGGCUGGUGGUCUCACCGAGCGAAUGGUGCUGCCUCUCUGGCGCUCGAUGUACUCCCUGAAUCUCAUGCUUCCCAAGGAGGAGCGCCGUGCCAUGUUGCUGCGCAUUUUCAACGACGAUACCCCGCUCAUCAACAAAACAGACAAGAACCAGCGUCCUGUUCCUGUUGUCGAAAGCACCGCUGAUGCUGAGGAUGUUGCGUUGAAGCACGAGAACGCCCAAGUCGGCCAAGAUGAGCAGGAGCAGAUGGAAUUACGCGAGACAUAUACGAAAGACGGGGAGGAAGAGGACCGCUUCAACACCACGGUCUAA
Messenger RNA from Penicillium maclennaniae, 2514 nucleotides. RefSeq names its product tRNA (cytosine-C5-)-methyltransferase. Gene Ontology annotation, biological process: tRNA methylation. NCBI's taxonomy places the organism in Eukaryota, Fungi, Ascomycota, Eurotiomycetes, Eurotiales, Aspergillaceae. Gene Ontology annotation, molecular function: tRNA (cytidine-N5)-methyltransferase activity; tRNA binding. Gene Ontology annotation, cellular component: nucleus; cytoplasm. Bases 1 to 2514 code for a protein of 837 amino acids. The record is from RefSeq and is a predicted model, not a curated record. The transcript has 6 exons.